Molecule: messenger RNA, 750 nt
Organism: Trichoderma virens Gv29-8
Lineage: Eukaryota; Fungi; Ascomycota; Sordariomycetes; Hypocreales; Hypocreaceae
Exons: 7
Coding region: 1-750 (249 amino acids)
Source: RefSeq, a predicted model, not a curated record
AUGCCUGCCGCCAACCGAGUCGUCGCCCGCCCCGCCCGUGGUCGCCUGGCCCUCUUACUCAUGUACCGCUCAAGCUACUACCGCUACUAUCGCUACUACCCGCUACUACCCGCUACUACCGCUACUACCGCUACUACUGCUAUUACACAGCCACAGCCACAGGUACAGCCACAGACCCAGACACAAGCACAAGCACACACACAUGCAUACGCACACGCACACACACAGACAGAUGCCCCGGCCGCUCAUCUCCGGGCAGCGGCAGCAGAAGCAGAAGCAGAAGCAGAAGGAGGAGAGGAAGAAAAGGAACCUAACAUACGCCGCCGCAAGCAGAUCCGCCGAGCAAGAGAAGAAGAAGCAGCACGAGCCGCUCAGGCACAAGCACAGAGACAGGCGCAGAGACAGGCAUACGCACACGCGCACACACAGACCGAUGCCCCGGCCGCUCCUCUCCCGGCAGCAGCAGCAGAAGCAGAAGCAGAAGGAGGAGAAAAAGGAAAGGAAGAGGAGAGGAAGAAGGAGAAGAAAAGAGAAUCACCAAUUGGUGAACAAAACCUCUGGAGACAAAGUAGUGGUGAAUGUGACAGAGUAUGGCGGCUGGAAGAACCCAACCAUUCUGCAACCAAUGAAGAUGACGAAGCUACUAUUGAAUGCAUGUACCUCAAACCCCAGCGGGAAGAUGAGGCUACGAAGAAGAAGAAGACGAAGACAUGGAUCUGGAAGCUCAAGAGGCCGAAGAGAUGGAGAUAG